AUGUACCGAAGGAGGGUCUCAAGUGGUGCCCGGAUGGCGAUGGCAGCAAAGUACGAAUUAAAGACCACAGAAGACGUGACCUGUAAGGAAGGCAGGAUCAGACUAGUAGCCAUCAAGGCCAAAUCCCAGCUGGCCACCACGCGCCAUCUCAAUUGUGUCCUUUCUUGGCUUGAGAAGGUGGAACAGCUCUUCCUAGACGGAGAACACACUACCGGCAGCCUGAAAGAUUUGGAAGAUGUUGCACUUGAUCGCCUCACACGUUUGCAGAUGAGAGGGCGCAACGUAGAUGCGGACCUGGGGAGACUCAGCUCGUUCGAUUCUAUUGCUUUGAAGCUGUCUGGAAGCAAAGUGCGGGGAGGAUUGGGGGAGCUGGGCUGGGCAAAGCUUCAAUUCCUGGAUCUGAGGGGCGCUGAGCAAGUGUUUGGUGAUUUGACGAGCAUUCCGGCAGGCUCACCAUUGAAGGGUUUGUGUGUGCAGCGGGCCAACGUCACUGGUGAUGUGACGAAGACGCUGCGAGAGCACGAGAACCUGAUGUACUUGCACUUGCAGCACACACACACAUGUCUUUGGUUCAAUCAAUGA
This is a messenger RNA of Durusdinium trenchii, 582 nucleotides long. The record is from the annotation of a GenBank genome assembly. Lineage: Eukaryota; Dinophyceae; Suessiales; Symbiodiniaceae.